CGUGCCUGUAUAAGGCUAUGAAAAAAAUAUUUCUCAUUCAAACAUUGAUUGCAGACCGACCUUACUUUGCAACGCCAUGCUAUAAUGGAGGGACGUGCGUUGAGAGUGGAGCAAACUACACGUGCACUUGUAUCCAUGGUUACGACCCGGCCUCAGAUUGCCGGUCAACGAUUGACUUUUGUCUUAGAAACCCUUGUCCCCAUACUAAAGUCUGCUUACCUCACCUCGGGGGUUUCACGUGCGUGUGCACGGCAGGAUUCACCGGAACAGAUUGUACUUCUGAUAUUGACGAAUGCGCAAGUUCACCAUGUAUCCAUGGCAACUGUUCCGAUAACGUCAAUGGCUACCGAUGUCGGUGUGAUUCAGGAUAUGCAGGCCUUCAUUGUGAAUCAAAUGUCGAUGAGUGUGCCAGCUCACCGUGUAUCCAUGGGAACUGCACUGAUGACGUCAAUAGUUUUCACUGCUCACGUGACGUCGGUUUCAGUGGCAUAACUUGCUCAUCAACCGUGUCCAGUUCUGAGUGCUCCUCUUCUAACUGUAACGUGGUCAGGUGCUCGAUUUUCAAUCUCCACUUAGGAACUGCUCGCUACUACGCUUGGAUAUCUUGCCUACUGUCUGCUCUGGUCCUGGCAACUCUUUCCUUUUGUGUCGUAUUUAUCUAUGGAAUAAAGAAGGGGCAAAGGUAA
Magallana angulata is the source of this 686-nucleotide messenger RNA. Its product is annotated as fibropellin-3-like. The record is from RefSeq and is a predicted model, not a curated record. Gene Ontology annotation, cellular component: plasma membrane; protein-containing complex. The transcript is spliced from 6 exons. Lineage: Eukaryota; Metazoa; Mollusca; Bivalvia; Ostreida; Ostreidae. Gene Ontology annotation, molecular function: calcium ion binding. The coding region runs from base 18 to 686 and encodes 222 amino acids. Gene Ontology annotation, biological process: establishment or maintenance of epithelial cell apical/basal polarity; heterophilic cell-cell adhesion.